Messenger RNA from Argentina anserina (silverweed cinquefoil), 1037 nucleotides. Its product is annotated as glycine-rich cell wall structural protein 1.0-like. The transcript has a single exon. Lineage: Eukaryota; Viridiplantae; Streptophyta; Magnoliopsida; Rosales; Rosaceae. The record is from RefSeq and is a predicted model, not a curated record. Bases 111 to 776 code for a protein of 221 amino acids.
UCUCCUACUCUCCUAUUUAUUCUAUAAAUAGCCACAUUCUCUUGCAGUCCAUCAUUCAAGUUGUGGGAUACUAACUGAUCGAGUCUAGGUAUCGAUCGAUAGAUCGUCUCAUGGCUCCCAGAAAGAUUGUUAGCGUUGUUUUCCUUGUGAUGCUAAGUGUAGGCAUCUGUUCUGCUACUCGAGUCCUCUUGAGUUAUACUGAAGACAUUGUUCAUGCUGCGACCAUCGGCCAUGCUGGUGGUGGAGGAGGAGGAGGUGGUUCGGGAGGUGGAGGAGGUGCUGGGGGUGGAGGUGGAGCCGGGGGUUCUGGAUAUGGAAGUGGGUCUGGUGAAGGAGGGGGUGCAGGCUACGGUGCUGGUGGAGCGGAGGCAGCCGGGUAUGGUGGAGGUGGAGGAGGAGGUAGUGGUGGAGGUGGAGGUGGUGGUGUAGGUUAUGAGGGAGCAGGGAAGGGUGGCGGUGAAGGGAGUGGUUCCGGAGGUGGUGCAGGUUAUGGUGCUGGAGGAGCAGCGGGAGGUGGACAUGGUGGUGGAGGAGGCGGUGGGAGUGGUGGUGGAGGUGGAGGUGGAGCCGGUGGUGCAGGUGGAGGUUAUGGUGGUGGUUCAGGAUCUGGUGGAGGUUAUGGUGCUGGUGGUUCGGCUGCUGGUGGAGGCGGUGGGUACGGUGGUGGCGGUGGAGGUGGUUCCGGUGGUGGUGCAGGUGCGCACGGUGGUGGAGCUGGCUAUGGAGGUGGUGCUGGGAGGGGUGAGGGCGGUGGUCAUGGUGGCUAUGCACCCUGAUCGAUAGCACACCUUCCUCAGGGUCUACGGAUCAAACACCUAGCCUCUUCUUACCAAAAGUAUUAAGAACAAUAAAUUUUAAUGCGGUAAGAAGAGGAUGAUUAUAGUUAUUUUUUACUACGAUGAUGGUUGUAAAAAAAAAAUCCCAAAAGGGAUGGUAUGAUUGCUGCUACGCGAGCUGGUUGUAUGAUACAAUUGGAGCAGAUUGACUGGUUCAAUUGAUUAUUACCAAAUUACUAUGUGUGAAAUAUUGAUGUAGUA